UUCUGUACCUAUGUUGUCGAACACAGACGCGAGAGUGGUUGUGGCUGUCGUGUGGCUCGCGUUCGUAGUCGUCGGGUCAUCGCCGUCUUCGACGGGUCAUCGUUACCACGGUCCCGUCCAGCACGGCGUCACCGCCGUAGCAGCAGCAGCUUUGAGAUUGUAGUGAAAUCGGAUUUCGCCGUGAUAUUCGAGUGCGGCGCACAAACUCAUCCACAUCGGAGGCAGUAUCUCUCGGGGCGUUCGAUCGCACGGAGUAGCUUUAAGCACGGUUAAGAAUCUCUGUAGCCACGUGCCACGAUGAAGCUGGUACUUGCAGCAUCGUGUGUGCUGGUGUUGGUAGCACAGCUACCGAUCAUCCAGGGCCAGACUUGUCAAGGAAAAUGCAUCCCGAUCGGUAAAUGCAAUCGGCCGGUAACAAAGAUAGAGGAUGAAAACGCACCGCCAGAGAUAGAUUUGCGUGUCGGGCAGGAAAAUUCGAACGUUGUUGGCGAAUGUCCCCACUAUCUGGAUGUGUGCUGUGCACCGGGGCAGGAAAUAGUCGCUGGAAACGGCCUGUCAGGAGAGCCAAAUCCGCAAGGAUCGCUAGCGGAAGAUGACGAUUUCCUACCGUGUGGUAACCGAAACGCCAACGGCGUUGGGUUCCGCAUCGGGGCAGGAAAGGUACAAGAAGCGGAGUUCGGUGAAUUCCCCUGGACGCUUCUCGUGCUUGAGCUGCAAACGCUGUACGAUUUCGAAGAGAAGGAAGUGUACGCAUGUGUCGCCUCCCUGCUCGCACCGAAUGUUGCGCUGACCGUGGCACACUGCGUGUCCAAGAAACCGCCUUCCGCGUACAUCGUUCGGGCCGGUGAAUGGGACAUCCGGACCGAGAACGAAGUAAUCGCCAAUCAGGACUCGAAAGUGAAGCAAGUGUUGCUACACGAUCGUUACAACAACCACCAUCAUUUCGAUGUGGCUCUGCUGGUGCUAGAGAAACCGUUCCGGCCAGCGGACAACGUUCAGAUCAUCUGUCUCCCACCGCCCGGUCUAAGGACCCCGGUCGGUACGGAGUGCAUUACUGGCGGUUGGGGCAAGGAUCGGUUCGGUGACGACGGUACCUACCAGGAGAUACUGAAGCGCGUCACACUGCCAAUCAUCGAUUCGACUCAGUGCGAGCGGGCCUUCCAGAAAACCCGGCUCGGCUUAAACUUCAAGCUGCACAAUUCGUUCCUUUGCGCGGGGGGCAAGAAGGGUGCGGACGUUUGCUCGGGUGACGGUGGUGCUGCGCUGGUGUGCCUUCUGCCCGGUUCACAAACCAACUACUAUCAAGCGGGUGCCGUAGCCUGGGGUAUCGGGUGCGGCGAUGAGAAUAUUCCCGGUGCGUACGCCGAUAUUGAAGUCGCUCGAUCCUGGAUCGUGAGUAAGCUGAACGCACUAAAGGUCGAUCCGACGUACUACACGGCUUCGUGAGUGAACGACCGAUCCAUAGCUAGAGAUUCCCUUAAUUUAUGACACUUAGCAGGGCUAGAAGACGAAACAAAAAAAAAAAAAAGAAAUAAAAAGAAGAAAUUAACAAAACAACACAAACACAGUAUAAAACAAUAACAGCGCAAAAUUCAGACCUCAGCAAUUGGAACAAUAAAUUUAACACCAUAUUGGGAAAUCAUCAUGGCCUUUGGCUAUCUCCACUA
Anopheles stephensi (Asian malaria mosquito) is the source of this 1667-nucleotide messenger RNA. RefSeq names its product phenoloxidase-activating factor 2-like. The record is from RefSeq and is a predicted model, not a curated record. Gene Ontology annotation, molecular function: serine-type endopeptidase activity. The coding region runs from base 298 to 1446 and encodes 382 amino acids. NCBI's taxonomy places the organism in Eukaryota, Metazoa, Arthropoda, Insecta, Diptera, Culicidae. Gene Ontology annotation, biological process: proteolysis. The transcript is spliced from 4 exons.